Molecule: messenger RNA, 1666 nt
Organism: Cokeromyces recurvatus
Lineage: Eukaryota; Fungi; Mucoromycota; Mucoromycetes; Mucorales; Mucoraceae
Exons: 5
Coding region: 96-1217 (373 amino acids)
Cellular component (GO): Golgi apparatus
Molecular function (GO): GDP-mannose transmembrane transporter activity; antiporter activity
Source: RefSeq, a predicted model, not a curated record
AAAAAAGUCUUUUCUUUUUUUUUAUGGUUCUUUGUUAAACGCGCCCUCUUUCUUCUUUUUUUCUCUCUCUUAGUUAAUAAAGAACACACGUAAAAAUGGGAGAAUCAAAACCUGAUUAUGCAGUGGUCAUUGACCAAGAACCUGAAAAUAAUAACACAACUAAUACAGUAGUGGCACCUUCAAGAAUUAGAUUAUCUCCUGCAAUGAGAGCUAUACUUCCAAUUGCCAGUUAUUGUUUGGCCUCCAUUUUAAUGACUGUAACAAAUAAAUAUGUAUUGAGUGGUUAUGACUUUAACAUGAACUUUUUAUUGUUAACUAUUCAAAAUUUAGUUACAGUUGUUUUACUACAAUCUUUUAAAUUCCUUAAUCUCAUUAAAUUCCGUGAUUUUGAUAAAGAUGAAGCUCGUAAAUGGUUACCUAUUGCUAGUUCACUAGUUGCCAUGAUUUAUACAGGUUCAAAAGCACUUCAAUUUUUACGCAUUCCCAUUUAUACUAUAUUUAAGAAUUUGACCAUUAUUCUUAUUGCUUAUGGUGAAGUAAUUUGGUUUGGUGGAAAAGUGACUCAUUUAAUGUUAGUUUCAUUUGGUUUGAUGGUGCUAUCGUCUGUUAUUGCUGGAUGGGCAGAUAUUAGUGAUACUUUGAAUCAAAUUGUAGCACUUGAUACAACAUUUAUCGGAUACUUUUGGAUGGCCACUAACUGUCUUGCAUCAGCUGCAUUUGUACUUUAUAUGCGUAAAAGAAUUAAGCUUACAAAUUUUAAAGAUUUCGAUACAGUUUAUUAUAACAACAUACUUUCCAUUCCCCUUUUAAUUAUUCCCAGUUUUAUUUUUGAAGAUUGGAGUGCAGAAGGAUUGAGCAAGAAUUUUCCUGCUGAUAUACGUCAAUCUAUGAUUAUUGCCAUGAUUUUCUCUGGUAUGUCUGCAUUUGCCAUGUCUUAUGCAUCUGCUUGGUGUGUACGUACUACUUCCUCUACUACUUAUUCUAUGGUUGGAGCCUUAAAUAAACUACCUAUUGCUGCAUCUGGUAUUUUAUUCUUUGGUGAUCCAGCUACAUUUGGUAACGUUACUGCCAUCCUUGUGGGCUUUAUUGCUGGCUUAGUAUACUCAAUUGCAAAGACAACUGCAAACAAAUCAAACAAUACAAACAAAGAUAUUAUUCCAAUGUCAUCCUCAAGCCAAAGUAAUGCUGACGCUAAUAAAGACCAUGGAAAACCAUAGUAUAUAAAUAUAUAUCUUUUUUUUUAACAAACAAACAAACAAAAAUAUAGAACUUCUAUCAUUAUAUUACGUUUAUCUUUUGCUUGUUGAACUGCAUUAAAAAGAAAAUGCUUUAACAUCAAAUUAUAGUAUUGCCUUUUUAUUAUUAAUACCUCUUGAUCAUCACCAAGAUAGUGUAAUUCAACUUUAUCUCAGAUUACCAUAAAGUGGCUUGUUUGUAUACAUAUACUACUGUCAUUAAUAACAGUUGACCUAUUUAUCUUGUACAUGAUUGGAUUCUAUAUAAAGAAGAAAAUCAUCAUGAAUUAGUAGUAGUAGUUAUUAAUAAAUACUAUGCUUAAAUAAGAAAUGAUGGCAAUUUUUAUUCUUUAUUUUUAUUGUUUUAGAUACUAAUUUUUAAAGAUAGUUUAUCCGUAAUUUUUUGACUUGUUGACUUGACAUUGCUAAAU